This is a messenger RNA of Medicago truncatula (barrel medic), 399 nucleotides long. Its product is annotated as AT-hook motif nuclear-localized protein 10-like. The transcript is spliced from 3 exons. Bases 1 to 399 code for a protein of 132 amino acids. The record is from RefSeq and is a predicted model, not a curated record. Gene Ontology annotation, molecular function: DNA binding. NCBI's taxonomy places the organism in Eukaryota, Viridiplantae, Streptophyta, Magnoliopsida, Fabales, Fabaceae.
AUGGACGUUAACCCGUCCCCUCUUUUUGAGCCUUUCAACAACAACACUGAUCCUCCCACCUUGAAGCCAGGUGUUGGUACUUCAUCUGGAUAUGGUUCGAUCAAGAAAAAGAGAGGUCGACCGAGGAAAUACUUCCUUGAUCACGACAUUACUUUGAGCUUGGGAUCAGGCCCGAUGCAUGAUGCUACAAUUACUUAUCCUUCUCAUUCUAUUGUGAAGAAGAGUACAAGGGGAAGAGGAAGGCCUCGUGGCUCUUUUAAGAAGAAGCAAGAGGUUGAAGUGUUGGGAGUUACUAACACUUCUUUCUCUCCACAUUUGAUUGUUGUGAACUAUGGAGAGAUUAUGACGAUGGAAGAAGGGAGGUUACUUUAUAGUCUAUUUUGUUACGAAUACUUCUAA